Messenger RNA from Lolium perenne, 842 nucleotides. Its product is annotated as calcium-binding protein CP1. The record is from RefSeq and is a predicted model, not a curated record. NCBI's taxonomy places the organism in Eukaryota, Viridiplantae, Streptophyta, Magnoliopsida, Poales, Poaceae. Gene Ontology annotation, molecular function: calcium ion binding.
UCGAAAACCAAUACCCAAAGCCGCAAUUAGCCUCUCUGACCCCUCUCUGCCGCCCGAGAAAACAGAGGCCGCGUUCCGAUCUAGCAGAGCCCAAGACUGCUCCGUUCCGCGGCGGCUUCCUUUCCCAUUCCAUUCCCUCCUCCGCGCAGCAGCAAUCAUGUGUCCCGGCGGCAAGUACGCGGGCCUCGACCACCCCGCAGGCGCGGGUGACCUGCGGCCGGCGUUCGACGUGCUGGACGCGGACCGCGACGGCCGCAUCAGCCGCGACGACCUCAAGUCCUUCUACGCCAACACCGGCGGCGCCACCAGCGACGACGACAUCGCGGCCAUGAUCGCCGCCGCGGACGCCGACCGCGACGGCUUCGUGCAGUACCACGAGUUCGAGGGCCUCCUCGGCCGCGCCACCGGCGCCGCCGCCAAGGGCGCCUCGGGCGGCUGCACGUCCGCGAUGGAGGACGCGUUCCGCCUCAUGGACCGCGACGGGGACGGCAAGGUCGGCUUCGAGGACCUCAAGGCCUACCUCGGCUGGGCCGGCAUGCCCGUCGACGACGACGAGGUCCGCGCAAUGAUCAGCGUCGCGGGAGACGGUGACGGUGGCGUGGGGCUCGAGGCGCUCGCCAGAAUACUCGCCGUGGACUUUGAGGCCGCCGCGUGAGGUUCUAAAAUAGUCCGGAGAAUGUGUAAAAAAAAAACACUGAAACUUGAUUUUUUGGGACCUUUUCCCCGAAAUUUGGUUGGUGGGGAUGAGCAGGAUGUUGAUUCAGCGGUUCUCGUUAGUCGUGAGUUUUGUCUGUAUCGUAGUAACAGCUGUUACACCUUAAUUAAAGAAAAUUUAUCCUGCA